Effrenium voratum is the source of this 1458-nucleotide messenger RNA. Lineage: Eukaryota; Dinophyceae; Suessiales; Symbiodiniaceae. The record is from the annotation of a GenBank genome assembly.
AUGGACGUGAACGAGGCGCUCGAGGAGCUACAGAGGCAGCAGAAGGCGUCCCAGGAAGGCAUUCGCAUGUUGAAGGGCCAGCAUGAGCAGUGGCAGAGCGCGGUGGAAGCGCUGCUGAUCCGCGUCGAGAGCUUCGGCGGGCCCCAGAGCGUCCACGUGCAGCCGUGCCCUGCCGUGGGCGACGUCUUGGAGUUGAGCAGCAUGCACACCAGCGAGCGGAGUGAGUCGAUCACCAAGUUGCCGAUUGACAGCACCUCGAAGAGCUGGCUCCGGAAUUCGACGCUCCAGAAGUUCGAAGCCUCCAAGGGCGCCCUGCGGAAGAUGGUGAUGGAGAUCGUGGAGGACGAUCUGCUGGAGUCGAAAGAGCAGCAGGAGGAGAGCUUCUGGAUCUGCCGGCAGGCAGAAGCUUUGGUGGGCUCCAGGUGGUUCGAGAAUGUCAUUGGCUUGGUGAUCCUGGUGAACAUGAUCACUAUUGGCGUGGAGGCCGAGUUGUCCCUCGGCAAUAACGUGCCAGAGUGGCUGCAGCAGUUGGAGAGAGCCUUUCUGGCGAUCUACACCCUAGAGAUCAUCCUCCGUUUGCUGGCCGAAGGCUGGGGCGCCUUCUGCACGGCCUGGUUUCUGCUGGACUUCUUUCUGGUCUCAGAGGGCAUCGAGAAGGUCCUGGUGGUGCGGGGCCUGCGGCUCCUGCGCCUGGUCCGCGCCCUGCGGGUCGUGGAGCACUUCCGGGUGGUUUGGCAGCUGGUCUACGCGCUGCUCUCUGCGGGGCAAACCAUGUUGUCCACCACCGCCUUGGUGACCUUCAUGCUCUACAUCUUCGGGUGCAUGGCAGUGGAGCUCAUCACCAAGGAUGACGUACUGAAGUCCCAGCCGGCCACCACAGCGAUCGUGGAGCAGUACUUCUACUCCUUGCCCCGGGCCAUCCUCACGCUCCUUCAGUUCGUGACCCUGGAUUCCAUCGCCCAGGUCUACACGCCUCUGAUCCUGGAGAGGCCUUAUUUGGCCAUGUACUUCUUCUCCAUCCUGAUCUUCGUGUCAAUUGGCCUCAUGAACCUCGUGACGGCCGUCAUCAUCGAGGGCGCUUUGGACCAGGCCGCGAAGAAGCACGAGGAGGAGCGGAUUUUGAUGAAGCAGAAGGUGAAGCAGUCCUUGCCGUCGUUGCUAGAGACCUUUCUCGCCAUCGACGUGGAUGGUAGCGGACUGAUCACGAAGGAGGAGCUGGCGAAUAUGCCACUGGACAUGCUGCCCCCGAAUUUCCUGAAGAAUCUGCCUAUUGACAGCAUGAUGGAUCUCUUCGAGGUGCUGGACGUGGACGACAGCAACUCCGUGAGUCAGGCGGAGUUCGUGGAGGGCCUGCUGAAUCUGGCGAUGCUGGACACGCCGAUUUGGAACAUCCAGUCCCUAAAGCUCCUCCGGAGGAUCUCCGACCUCACCAAGGACCUGUGGGACCCGUGGCAUUGA